Sabethes cyaneus is the source of this 3663-nucleotide messenger RNA. RefSeq lists its product as uncharacterized. The transcript is spliced from 6 exons. NCBI's taxonomy places the organism in Eukaryota, Metazoa, Arthropoda, Insecta, Diptera, Culicidae. Gene Ontology annotation, molecular function: RNA polymerase II cis-regulatory region sequence-specific DNA binding; DNA-binding transcription factor activity. Gene Ontology annotation, cellular component: nucleus. Gene Ontology annotation, biological process: regulation of transcription by RNA polymerase II. Bases 1 to 3663 code for a protein of 1220 amino acids. The record is from RefSeq and is a predicted model, not a curated record.
AUGAAUUAUUUUCUGCACAGCGAGUGGUACAACGAGCGGUACAGGAAGAUGCUGUCCACCAGCGAGGAUGCCGGGUUCUACUCCCACAACCGUGACCAUUCAGACACCGGAGAAUCUGAAGGCACUCAAGAUAUCCUAACAUGCGGGUCCUGUCAGAAAACAUUCGCCCUCUCCGACAUUGUGCGAUUCAUCCAGCACAAAGUGCUGCAGUGCAACAAGGAAAACUACGGCCAGUGCUACUCGCAAGCAACGGCCGGUGAUCGCGAUUCGGACGACGGCCGACCGCUGACGCUGGCCAACUCGAGGCGACCCUCGAUUUCGGCGCCGAUCUCAGCCCGCAAGUCCAGCGGGUCCCGGGUACACACGCCCCCACCGACGAGUCCUGCCGAAAUGCUACGGGACGGUGCUUCCAGUACGCCCAAGCGGCUCAACGAAGAUACGGAAACCGCCUGUUCGACGCGUUGUCCCUCCAGUAGCAGCCCGCUGGGCACCAGUGCCAGCGGAGCCGGCAGUGGCGCUGAGGAUGAAGAUCCUAGCAGCAAACCGGCCGAACCGUCGUCAUCGUCCGUCGGUGAAGCGGCGGCUGCAUCGGCAGCUGCGGCAACGGUGGCCGCAGCGGCAAUAGUCGAAAUCAAACAGGAACAAACCGAGUGCGACGGCGAUGUGAUCAACAACGACGACGGUGACGACCGUUCGUCUCCGGCGGUCAACGACGGUGAGCCUGCACUGAAAAAACUUCGCACCACGGCAAUUGCAGACGCCGAGUCGGCCGCCGCCAGUACGGCCAGCAGCAGUAGCAGCAGCGCCCUUCGGGAGGGUUCCGCCUCGGCUCGGGUGCAAACUGACCUCUCGCCCGGUCUCUCCUCGCUGGGUUAUAAAUUUUACCAGUCACCUACUUGUUCCACCUUCGCCACGAUCGGUGUGGUGCGGUGCGGUGGUGGGAUAACAAUAGGCAAGGAGUACCAGCAGUGCAGCAGCAAUUCGAUGGCUAUCGGCUGGGCAGCAUCCUUUUUGUCUCGAUUGUCGAGCUUCUCGAGAAAGGAUCAUCAUCAGAUCGUUAUCACGCGUUCGAUUGAACCUAGCAACUAUGUCUGUAGUACGUGCAAAACCAAAUACCAUUCGGCGUGGCUACUGGUGCAACAUGUCCAGCAUGCCCACCGGGUGAUGAUCUACGAGGUUUCACUGGUGGACGAUGAACCGGAAGCACGGAAAGAGGAACGAGCGGAAAGCAAACACGCUGAUGCCGAUGAGUGCAACCAGCCAGAAAGAGAUAACGGCAAUGCUUCGACAGGAAACGUUCCGAAAUCAUUGGUUCAGAGUGGAAAAUCAACCUCGAUGAAUAAUCUUAGCAGUAGUUCAAACUGUUCUAGCAAUAACACAAGUACCAGUUCACGGGGAAGUGGAAUCAAUCUGCUGCAAAAUCAGUUACAACUCCAACAACAACAACAACAACAACAACAACAACAACAGCAACAGCAACAACAACAGCAGCAGCAGCAACAACACCAACAACAGCAUCAACAACCACCUCGUGAUUCCCAAAGUCUUCCACCGCCCGGUUUACGGCAUCAUCCUCUGCUCCCACCACCGGAGAUGCACCCAAACCCAUUCGGUCUGCUUCGGAUGCCGCAAAACCUGCACCCCCACAGUCCACUAUUCGGCCGCGCUCACCAUGACUUUCGCAUGGAACACCUCAUGUCCGAGCAGUUUCGCAACCAUGGUCUCAAUCUUGCGGCAGCUGCAGUCGCUGCGGCGAACCAGCUAAAAUCGCACAACCAACAGUUCAACUCCGGCGUCAAUCCCGUCACGGAACGGCCACCGUCGUCCGGAAGCAUCUCCCUGCCCGGCACAACGCCGGCCGGUCUUGUUCUCGAGCCCCAUAUGGAUUUUUACUCACAGCGCUUGCGGCAACUCGCGGGUACCACCAGUCCCGGGACUAAUCCCAACACCUCCAAUUCUCCCAGUCCCCGCAAGCAACAUUCCCCUUCCUUCGCCAGCCCCUCCCCCUCGCAGCUACCACCGACACCGUUGACGAACAAUUCGCGACCUCAAAGUCUAACGCCACCGGAAAAGCACACCGAACUGGGCCUGGAGUCGGGAACGAUCACCAAUACGCCCCGGUCGGCGUCGACUCCUCCGAACAAGCAGAGCCAAAGCAACGACGCAUUCCACUCGUGCGAAUUUUGCGGAAAAAAGUUUCGCUUUCACAGCAACCUGUUGGUGCACCGGCGAACCCAUACCGAGGAACUCCCGUUCAAGUGCACGAGUUGCGAUUUUUCCUGCAUGGACGAGCAAAAACUGCAACAGCACAUGAAAAAGCACGGACUUCCAAACGAAGAUGGCAUCAGUGGGCCGGAAUCGAUGGAUUCCGACAUGGAUGAAGACUCCGACAACGAGUUAAUGGAUGCGGAAGACAUUGACGGUGAGGACAAUGACGACGACCAGGAUGAGAUGCUUGGUGAAGAGGCGGAAGAUCUGAGCAUGAGUAGUACUCAGAGCCACGCUAAAAAAGACGGUCAAAUGCACAUGCCGUCGUCACUGGUUGGUGAGUUGAUGGACAAAUUCGGCCUGUCCAACAUUGCCCAGUAUUCCGAGGCCUACAAACAAGCCCUACAGGAGUCGGGAAACGCAUUGAAGCUGCAGCUGACAAGUAAAGAUCGAGAUAACAACAAUAGCGCCAUGGCCAUCCCUGGACUGGCGGAAAAGUUGAACGGACUUCCGUCCGCGCUACGGAUCAAAGAGGAACUAGCGAAGAACAUGCUGCAGCAUCAUAAUCCCCAACUUCCACAAGUUCCUCUGUUCAAUCCAUUCGAGAACCCUUUUGAAGCGUCCAAGCGUAUGAAGCUGGAAGGGAGCGAGAGUUGGUGGAACAUCUCCGGUCUGCACCGGAACGAUUCUCUCUUUGAAAACCUGAAACCGGGCCGUGAUCGAGGUCCCGGUGGGCUGCUCCAACCGAUGAUGAAGAAAGAAAGCAAACUCCGCAAUGAUACGUGCGAAUUCUGCGGCAAAGUGUUCAAGAACUGCUCCAAUCUUACCGUCCACCGGCGUAGCCACACCGGUGAGAAGCCUUACAAAUGUGAACUAUGUUCCUACGCGUGUGCGCAGAGCUCCAAGCUGACCAGGCACAUGAAAACCCACGGUCGGCUUGGUAAAGACGUGUACCGGUGUCGAUUCUGUGAAAUGCCCUUUAGUGUUCCCUCGACGCUGGAGAAACACAUGCGAAAGUGCGUUGUAAAUCAAGGCAAACUGCAGCAGCAACAGCAACAGCGCGAACUGCAACACCUUCAACACCAACAGCAGUUGCACCAUCAGCAGCAGAUUGCUGCCCAGCAGCAGCUAGCCGCACAGCAAAUGGCAGCAGCAGCAGCCGCCCAACAGCAACAAGCCGCUGCAGCUGCCGCCGCUGCACAACAGCAUCAACAUCGCGAACACCUGCAGCAACAGAUGCAGCAAUCAACACCACAACCUCCACGAGACUUAUCUAUGCUUCCGGUGUCCCCACCUCAGCCACCACAACUUCCUUCCGGCCUACUGCUACCGCCACUGCCCGUCCCGCCAAUCGUCUCAUUAGCGGAGCACCAGGAACGUACCGGUACUCCCGCGAAUGGCAGCAGCAGUCACCCGAGCACCCCCAUCGUCAAAGAGGAAGCGGCAACGGCAUGA